AUGAGGCUCGUGGCGAAGGGAAUAUCGGUAGAGCGAGACCCGAAUACUGGGAGAGCCAUCUCUAUCGACACACCAGUUAUCUCGACCAAGCAAAGACCGGAUCAGGCCUGGUUCAACUUCGCAUUUGUUCUGCUGGAAGAUCACAGUGGGCCCAAUAAGCAAUCCACAUUGCUUUGCUUCGAUGCUCCUCAUCAGCUACACAAGGAGUUCAACGACCUGGCCAUCUCAGAUGAGCAAUUCGACGAUUCCUACUUCGUCUUCAGCGUGAUUUUGAAGGUCAUUUGGAAAGUUAUGGAUGAUGUUUCGUGGACAUUGGCAGACGUGUUUCGCAACAUCGAGAAGAGCACUUUGGAUAGAACAGCAAACGACAAGAGCGCAGGACAGUCUGUCAACUUCUCCGAGUUGCACAACAUCUCCAAGCACCAUAUAUACAUGUCGGAGGCAUUUGAAGCUGCACAGAUUGUCGCGGGCGACCUCGUGCAAGCGUAUCGCGGACGUUUUACCACAGGCCUACCACCGAUUUCUCGAGAAACAGAGCAGAAGCUACUGCACAGUGCACGCUUAUUCAAAGCAUCACACUUGCGGCUUGCUAGUCUGGAGAAACGGAUAGCCAACAUUACUAGCUUGGCGUUCAACAUCGUUACACAAGAGGACAGUCGCUCGAUGCACACCAUCGCUCUCAUCACCUUGGUCUUCUUGCCGAGCACUCUCAUUGCAACGGUAUUCAGUAGCUCCUUCUUCGACUUUACCACGGCCGAUGAUGACAAAAGCACCGGCGUCCACCUCUCAUCUCUCUUCUGGAUAUUCUGGGUCAUAUCGAUUCCCGUCACCCUGGUCGUGGUGUCGUGCUGGUGGUGUUUCAAGUGGAAUUCCAAUAGGAGGAAGAAGAAGCGCGCUUCGGUGGCUUGA
Molecule: messenger RNA, 909 nt
Organism: Lasiodiplodia theobromae
Lineage: Eukaryota; Fungi; Ascomycota; Dothideomycetes; Botryosphaeriales; Botryosphaeriaceae
Product: Cytochrome p450
Exons: 3
Coding region: 1-909 (302 amino acids)
Biological process (GO): transmembrane transport; metal ion transport
Cellular component (GO): membrane
Molecular function (GO): magnesium ion binding; cobalt ion transmembrane transporter activity; cobalt ion binding
Source: RefSeq, a predicted model, not a curated record